Messenger RNA from Aspergillus pseudonomiae, 909 nucleotides. RefSeq lists its product as uncharacterized. The record is from RefSeq and is a predicted model, not a curated record. The coding region runs from base 1 to 909 and encodes 302 amino acids. The transcript is spliced from 5 exons. Lineage: Eukaryota; Fungi; Ascomycota; Eurotiomycetes; Eurotiales; Aspergillaceae.
AUGGCGGAUGACAAGAGUGAGGCAAUUAUCAUCGUGACGUCCAUCUCUCUAGGGCUAUCCUUGCUUGCAGUCAGCCUUGGAUGCUACGUCCGACUGCAUCUCAUCCGGGCUUUUGGCGCGGAUGACUAUAUGAUGAUCCUUGCAAUGGCAUUCAAUCUUGCAUUCGCUAUCCGUGGCAUUGCCGGCGGCUCAACAGGGCUGGGAAAGAAGAUAGAGUAUUUUGCGGACAAACCGAACAACAUGAGAGACUCGCUGCGUUUCUGGUGGGUUAGCCAGGUAUUCUACUCUCUGACGGGCACCGCUGGCAGGGCUUCCGUUGCAAUUUCACUUCUGCGUAUCACCAUCGUUCGUUGCCUUGACAAAGACUUGCUUCUCGGCAUCGUCUAUACCCAUAGUGUGAUUGUUGCUCUGUGUGACCUCACCCUGGGUAUUCUACCCAUUUUCAUGAUCUGGAGGCUACAAAUGAAUAGACGUUUGAAAAUGUUUCUCGGAGGCAUUCUUGGAUUGGGUUGUUUGGCGGGCGCUGCGAUUGUGGUUCAUGGCACCGCCACCCUCUUUAUCUUAGCGAAUAUCGAAGCCGUCCUCGGAAUCACGGCUGGCUAUCUGUCAACCCUUCGACCCCUUGUGCGAAGGCUGCGCGACGGCAGUUCCAAUCCGAGUCAAGGAAGAAACACGGGGUCAGCCAUCCACUUGUCCCGGUCACUUCUUGCCCGCAAAGAGAGGCAAAAGCUGUCCAGCCACGAAUCUGGCACUCGCUGGGCAGAUAUUCCGAAUGAUGGAUAUAAGAACAUCACCAACACGACUACAAUCCAAGGUAGCCGUGCGGGGAGUCUCUCCUCAAGAUAUCUGCCACCAACGGUGACGGUGCAGACCACCUUUGAGGUAUCUGUGGCGGAGCACCAGCCAUGA